This is a messenger RNA of Varroa destructor (honeybee mite), 3735 nucleotides long. It is a transcript of the gene cpx, whose product is annotated as synaptic transmission protein complexin. Gene Ontology annotation, biological process: regulation of neurotransmitter secretion; synaptic vesicle exocytosis; neurotransmitter transport. Gene Ontology annotation, cellular component: terminal bouton; SNARE complex. Lineage: Eukaryota; Metazoa; Arthropoda; Arachnida; Mesostigmata; Varroidae. The record is from RefSeq and is a predicted model, not a curated record. Gene Ontology annotation, molecular function: syntaxin binding.
AGUCUGCAUGAACCACAUAGCAUCUAAAGGCUGCUUCUGCUUUAUCAAUUGUGUGUUGCAGUGUUACCAGUGCGAAGCAAAGUAUUGUCCUGGGCGACGUGCCAACUUGUGCUCGGGACAAAUUCAGGACGCGUCUCGUCAGUGCUUUGAAGUACAGUGCAGUUGUCGUGAGACUGAAGUCCAAACAAAGGUGAAGCAUCACGGCAAUAGACCAGUGUAGCAGCCUACCUUAGCAGCCUGCAGCUCACUGAGAACGUUGGUGACCAUCGUCGGCAGAGGAGGAGUCGAGUCUCGGAAUCCAAAUUCUGGCGAUUGUUCUGAGGAACGAAUACUGCUGCUUCUGCUGCUCCUGCUGCUCCUGAGCGGACGGUGAGGCUGUCGCGUGACCUCGAACCGUGGCGUCUUCGUCGUCGUCGUUGGACCAUUUCCUACCGACAGCAAAACUGCUGCACCUCUUCGACAAGGAGUUUAGUGUGUGUGCAUGUGUUUUUGCCUGGCCGUGUGAAAGUGAACAACGACGAGCCGAAGAAAUUCACGUCAACUGAUUGCUAGAACUUUCUGAAAAAUACGAAUACGUUGGUGCAUUUGCGUCGCAACUGUUUAUAAAAAGAACGUGGGCCUUUGACCGUCCAGCCAGUGAGACAACAGGCAGACGACACCAGGACCAAAGAGAAAAAGAAAAACAAAUCAACAAACAGCGUCGAUCAACAAACCAUCAGUCGAAGAAGAAACUGACGGGCGAUGCUCUGAGCAUUCCUUCGUGAUCCCCUUCUGAGCUCCGUUGAUAGCGGCGCUCCGGCCAAUUACUGAAGUUGUGCUUUUUCAAGCCUCUGGCUGAGUAUUGAAAACCGGAUAAGGGCAGUCACUGAUUCCCAAUCGAUCAGCCGACCUACUAAAUCCCGCCACUUUAUUCCGCAAGGUUACGUUAAACGAAGUCAAAAAAGAUUAAAGGUACCAAUUUAACUCACGAUUGCCAUUACACUUACCAGUUACUCUUCUAUUAUUCUACAAUUAGUAAGCCACGUGGGCAAAAAUCAAAUAAGAAGAAGAACAACGUUACUCAUCCUUUAUUUCACCUGAAUCUCCUGCGGUCAAACCUAACCAGAUCCCACCCGACUGAUCAGUGAUGGCGGCCUUUAUUGCAAAGCAGAUGAUGGGCAACCAGCUCAAUGCCGUCAAAGGGCAAAUCGGAGGGGAGGGCGAGACCUCAGCUGAAGACAAGGAGGCAGAGGCCGAGGCUGAGGCCGAGCGAUUGGAAGCUCUUCGUGAGGCCGAGGACCGCCGCAAAGAGAAGCACCGCAAAAUGGAGGAGGAACGCGAAAGGAUGCGUCAGGGCAUCCGGGACAAGUACGGAAUCAAGAAGAAGGAGGAGAUCAAGCUUGAACCCGAAGAAGAUAUGGGACCUGCUGGACUGAAUCGACGAAAAAAAACUCCCGAAGAAAUUGCCGCAGAAAACGAAGCAGCUGAACAGGACGAGCUGACCAAGCUCAAGAACACCAUCGAAACGCAAGUGAGCGAGCUAAAGACGACAAUAGAGGGGAAGUGUAGCUUACAAUAGAUUACUGCCUCUGCCUUGCACGUAGAUCGCCUGUUCGGAGGCCUUAUAGUGCAUGACGAACAGUGCAAUUCCAGGCAAAUGCAGCCGCAACAGAAGCAACCAAGUACUUAUAAAUAAAUAAGAAAAAAGGAACAAGCUAUCCAUUACCGUCAAAUAAACACGAAAUCAACACUAUUGCCGCCUGCUCGCCAACUCGUCUGCUUGGAACCUCAACUUAUCUAAAAUUAUUCACCGGCAAACCAUCGCCAUCGGCGCCGUCACACGAAAAUACAUGGACAGCAAAUAACCUUAAAAACCACUAAGUUGUUGUUCCCACACGCAAAAAAUAAAUUCAAGUCAAUUUAUAGCCAUAGCGAAACGAUCGCCGAGUGAGUUAGCUCGUGUAUGGGAUGCAGAUCGAAACGGAAAGCCCGCUAACGUACGCAUAUAGCAAUCAGAAACAAAAAAACCGUAGGGAAUUAUGACUAUGAAGCAGUAGUGACGAACAGCUAAAUAGAAAAAAAGCAUAAAAGCAAAGCAAGAAAGAUUGGCGGCUCCGGACGAAAGUACCGUCAAGCAAGCCGUUUGUGACCGAUUAGCUCGACGACAUCACUCUGAUGAGGACCUAUGGUGCUGAAAAGCUAAUAUGAGAUGAAACUAUGACAAGGUUUAAUUGUAGCUCACGAAACAAUUCGCAGAGUAGUCGCGACGAUAUCUCAAUCGAUUACUAGCUACGUGUUUGUGUAUUGAGUCCUCUUUCAUCAUAUAUCAUGGCGCUCGCUCAUACCGUAGCAGCAGAAGAGUAAUGCAAGCAGAUAGAUGAAGAUUCAUAAACUGCUGCUGGUGCGGCUAUGACAAGAGAACAGAUCAGCAGAAGCAGACAAGCUUUCUUGCUCCUUGAAAAAAAAUCAUUAGGAUACUGCACUAGCAGCAUCCGGAGGAGUUAGCGAUCUCGAGAAAUAUCAGGCCUCAAAAGAGUAGGACAGUCACAUCUGUUCGUGGAGGCCCUGACACUAUUCAGGUAAACGCAGAAGAAUUCUGCACAGCCGUAGCGAAGAUAUAUCAUCUAUUCUAGCGUACGAAGUCAUGAAGUACCUAUGGUUCGAAAUGCUUUGACUAUUGAUUGUGCUCAUUGAUUUUAUAGAACUGGUUAAUGAAGAGGAAACUAUCGCCACCCAGUAGUAAUCACUAGUCCAAUAGUAUAAAUAGAAUCAUGAUGAACAAAAGUCAUUGUAUUAUUAACGACGAGUAUUUCAAAGAGAGCCACAGUAAGGUUCACAAGCUUCUAACAAAAAGAAUGAACAGAGGGAGCUGGAGUUGAAGCAGCUGAAACUACUAUUGACAGAGACAUUAUUAUUGCUACUAUGAAUAAUACAAGGAAACAACAGCCGCUGCAGCAGUAGCAGCAAACAAGGUAAAAGCUCUUUAUAAUAAAAUGAAUAUCAAGGGCAGUCAUGAUACUGCUGCUGCUGCUGCUGUUGCUGAUGCCGAGGGCGAUGAUGAGGUUUCAGUGAUGACCAAACGGCCACACCGUUCCAUUCACAUUCGUGAUAACAAAUUAUAAUGAUGAUGACACGUAAUCUGAUGGCGACGUCGUCGUCGUCGUCGCCAUCCUGUCGUCGGAACAGAAGGCUGUCCUUGAUUCAAGCGGUUAGAUCCUGAUAUCUUCAGCUCACAUGCAAUGGGCCAAAUUGCGGCAGCGGGAUCACUUACUCGGCUUAUCGUUAGUAGUCGUUAUUAUGGAGUUAACAGAAUAAGUAUACAAUAUUUACAUGACUCAGAACGAUGUGAGGAAACGUUGAGAAGGCCUUCUACUUGCGCGAAAGCUGUACCGGCCUCCCGCUAUUCUUAGAAGAGCCUCAAUGCCUCUCAUCCGAUUGACAGCCCUCUUCCUCAUGUUACAGACAGGGGAUGGCUAGUUAGAUGGAAGGCGGCCGGUGGUACUCCGUAGUGCUCACUUCACAAAAAAGUAGAGCGCUUUCAGCGCCCUCCUUCGACCGUCAAAAGAUCCUAUUGACGCUACCGAUCCCCAUCUGCCCGUUUCUCUCUCGGCACUAGCGACACCUUCGUCCACGUUCUAAUCCUAUGCUAUAUAAAAUUUACAAAAUUCGUUCUAUUUCUGCAUUCCAGACCGUGCUUCCGCUUUGUGUUCAAGUUCUGCUUAAGUAAAUAAAGUAAAUAAGUUCUUAUUUAAGGUG